AUGGUUAACCGUUUAAUUUGUCUUGUUGCUGGGGUGAUCGCUCUGGGAAGCGGCCUCGCAAAUGCCCAUGGCUCGCAUUCAAGCGACGACCAACCCGUAUCUGACGAUUGGGCCACGAGACACAUGAUGGAGGAACAUCACAUUGAAGGCUUCGAUGCCCCCUCAUUUUUCAUGAUGCACGAUUACGACUCAUCCGGCCUAUGGACUACCGACGAAGUACGCCAGACAUACGGGAUGGACGACGAAUCCAAUAAUGGUGUGAGCGAAUCCCGCAAAACAGAGGGUAUCCGCCAAGUUUUUGAUCUAUUUGAUCCUGAUAACACCGGGUUCAUCUCGAGAGAUGCCUGGUUAAAGGCAGUUGCCGAUGGUGUUCGGCUUCCCGAUCUCGGCUUCGGACCCGGGCACCAUGGAGAUAUUGAGUACGAGUAUGAGAUUCAUCACUUCGAGAAGUUCCACGGGGAGGAUGCUACUGAGGAGGAGUUGACUCACCCGGAAGAUAUCGAGCACUUCCGCCUGCACGACGAGCUAGAGCGCGCUCAAAUGCGCCUCGACCAGCUGGAAGAGAUGCAAGUCGUUGUGGCCAACAUCCCCACGAAAUUCCGUCGCAAUUAA
Molecule: messenger RNA, 612 nt
Organism: Penicillium odoratum
Lineage: Eukaryota; Fungi; Ascomycota; Eurotiomycetes; Eurotiales; Aspergillaceae
Product: nucleobindin SSP120
Exons: 2
Coding region: 1-612 (203 amino acids)
Cellular component (GO): endoplasmic reticulum-Golgi intermediate compartment; extracellular exosome
Molecular function (GO): calcium ion binding
Source: RefSeq, a predicted model, not a curated record